This is a messenger RNA of Anopheles maculipalpis, 1109 nucleotides long. Its product is annotated as growth hormone-inducible transmembrane protein-like. Bases 18 to 1040 code for a protein of 340 amino acids. The record is from RefSeq and is a predicted model, not a curated record. Lineage: Eukaryota; Metazoa; Arthropoda; Insecta; Diptera; Culicidae. The transcript has 3 exons. Gene Ontology annotation, cellular component: mitochondrial inner membrane.
CGCUAGCCGUCUCAAAGAUGUUGUCUCGUUUGGCUUGCGGCAGAACGUUCGUUUCGUCUGCCUUGCUAAAAUCAACUCUGCAAACGAUUCCGAAACGUCAGCAGCAAGUGUUCCGGCAGUAUGGACGCGAUGUAAAGGGUGGAAGCAGUGGCAGCAGCACCGGAUGGACAUCUCGCGCAGAACGCAUGACAUUGCGUGAGCGAGCGAUGGCUCCGCCCGGUCCGAAUGCGUACGCGAUCGGUAAAGGAGCGGUGGCAGGCGGUGCUGCUCUAGGUCUCGGAGCGUUGUGCUUCUAUGGGCUUGGAUUGGGCAGCGGAACAAGCACGCUGGAAAAUUCGCACCUGUGGCCAGAAUUUGUGAAACAGCGCAUCCAGGACACAUAUCUGUACUUUGGUGGUUCGCUCGCCAUUUCGGCGGCUAGUGCAUUGGCCGUCUUUCGGUCACCCCGGUUGCUAAGUUUGGUUUCGAGAAAUGGUUGGAUGUCAAUUCUCGGUACUUUCGCACUGAUGAUCGGCUCCGGCAUGGUAGCACAGUCUAUCCCAUACAGUCCCGGUUUGGGUGCGAAACAACUAGCAUGGGCGACACAUUCGGCUAUUUUGGGUGCCGUCAUCGCACCGAUGUGCUUCGUUGGAGGGGCAAUCUUAACACGGGCCGCAUGGUACACGGCCGGCAUCGUUGGUGGCCUUUCUACGGUGGCCGUUUGUGCACCGAGCGACAAAUUCCUGUACAUGGGAGGCCCGCUAGCCAUCGGUCUCGGGGUGGUGUUUGCUUCCUCCCUGGCCUCGAUGUGGCUUCCACCGACUACGGCACUCGGUGCGGGUAUUGCAUCGCUUUCGCUGUACGGUGGACUGUUGCUUUUCAGCGGAUUCUUGCUGUACGACACGCAAAAGAUUGUAAAACGUGCGGAGAUGUACCCGCUGUAUGCACCCCGACCAUUCGACCCUGUCAAUGCAGCAAUUUCGAUCUACAUGGAUACGUUGAACAUUUUCAUCCGAAUCGUCACUAUUUUGGCUGGCGGUGGUGGUAAUCGUCGCAAGUAAAGUAGUAUUCUGUCUGAUUUCGUAGAGCAUAUUUGUUACUAUACGGUUCUAUCUUGUCUUUAGUCAUUG